UCUAGUCUAACCCUUUCAUUUUUACAGAGGAAUAAACUGAGGGUUGGAGAAGUCAAACGACUAUCUCAAGGUCGUACGAGCUAGACGCGGCAGGGCUAGGAUUUCGAACGUAGAGCUCCAGCCUCCGAGCCGACGCUCUUGUGCCUGCGCCAUUCCCACUGUCCCCCACAGCUAAAGCAAUUCUUGCUGCCGCUAUCUGACCUUCAGCAUCCAUCCUUUCUGCGGCCGGCUGCGUGGGCUGUGGAAAAGCAGAAUCUAUUUGCUGGCGGAGGAGGGGGUGGUUGGGGAGGAAGUUAAUUAGCCCUUCAGGACUUGCGGGGGAGAUCGAGCGACCCAAGUGGCCCGCUGAGGCUGGGGGCGGGGCACGUGCGCUCAGGUGCACCGCCUUCCGGGCCGCCAGGUGAGGCAGGUGAGGCAGGUGUGGCCCCGGGGCGGCCUCUACGCGCUGCCCGCGCCUCCCCCCAUCCUCCCAAGUACCCCCAAUUGGGCUCCGGCUCCGGCUCCAGCUGCGGGCGGCCUCUUCGCCCCGGUUACCGCUAGUGGCUGCUGUAGUUCUUCCGAGCCGAAGGAGGCUGCGGACAGAGUGUCCACCGCUCAAGAUGGCGGCUCCCAUGGCUCAUCCCUGGCGGCGGAGUGGGAAUAACUUUCUCGGCUAAGUUAGAUGGACAGUCCCCAUUAACCUAUUGGUCUGCCCCCCUCCUCAUUCUCCCCUGGCUCCCCUCAGCCCUGGGAGGAGUGUUUGUCUCAGGAGAAGUCUGGGGAGGGGGGAGACCAGGGGAAAAGGGUUUGUAAGGUUGCCCAUCCAUCAGGCGGGGAUGGUCCCCCCAGGGAAGAAGCCAGCCGGAGAGACUUCCAACUCGAACAAGAAAUGUAAGCGCUAUUUCAACGAGCAUUGGAAGGAAGAGUUCACUUGGCUGGAGUUUGACUAUGAGCGAAAGCUGAUGUUUUGCUUGGAGUGUAGGCAAGCCCUGGUUCGGAACAAGCACGGGAAGGCGGAGAAUGCCUUCACGGUGGGCACCGACAAUUUCCAGCGUCAUGCUUUGUUGCGCCAUGUGACUUCUGGGGCUCACUGCCAGGCCCUAGCUGUCAACCGGGAACAGCUGGCAUUUGAAGCCCAGGCAGGGUGUCACCGAAACCGGCCCCUGAACUCAGUAGGUAUGACCCCUCCUGCCUCUAUGGUGCCCAUCAAGAUGGAAGUGAACCCUGCCAAAGUGGCGGUGUUGACCACCGUUUACUGCAUGGCUAAGGAGGAUGUGCCAGAUGACCGCUGCCCCGCUCUGCUGGAACUACAGAGAUUCAACCUCUGCCAGGCACUCCUGGGCACUGAGCACGGCGAUUACUACACUUUGGGCAGCGUGAAGGACAUGCAGGCAGCCAUUGCCAGGGUCCUGUACUCUGAAGAUUACCAGCGGCUGAAGGCAUCCCCAUUUGUGGGACUGGUGCUGGACGAGGUCGGGGAUGGGCCAGAGCCUCAUAGCCUGGCCCUCUUUGCCACCUUGGUGUCUCCCUGUGAUGGCCAGCCUGCCAGCACCUUCCUGGGGAGUGUGGAGCUAGGGGUGGGUGAGGCCGCUCCUGGCCAGCUUCUGGGCAUUCUGAAGUCCUUCGGUGUUCCCGCACCCAAGCUGGCCUGGCUUGGCUCAGGACUCCCAAGUGAGCGUCUAGGUGACCUAGGCCUACAACUUCGGGUCACCUGCCCGCUGCUGGCCGAGCUCCAUUGCCUUCCGAGCCGAGGUCACCCAGAAGCCCCCACCUACGUCAGCGAGUAUGAGAGUGUCCUGGAUGCUCUGUUUCGACUCUAUGGCGGCUCUGGGGCCCAUGGGAUCCCAGAGCUCCGGGCAGCCCUGGACCUUGCAGCCAUCAAUCUGACAGGGCCACAGCGGGUGCCCUGGGCAUCAAUCUUGCCAGCUGUUGAAGCUGUGGCUGCCUCUUGGUCCCACCUAGUGCCCAUGCUAGAGGCUGCUUCCCCCACUUCCCCCCUUACGCAGGCACUGGCCCUUGCCCUCCGGAGGUUCACCUUCCUUGCCUUCACCUACCUCCUACUGGACACUUUGCCUGCUCUGCAGAAGCUCAGCCUCCUCCUUCAGCCUGAGGAGCCAGACUUGGCCCUGCUCCCUCCCCUGGUCAUCACCACUGCCGCCUCCCUGCAGGCUCAGAGAGGCUCAGAUGGGCCCCACUUUCAAAGCUUCCUGCAGGCACUGGCCAACCCCACCCCUGCUGGCAGUGGGGAGGGUGGCCGCUAUUGCUAUCAAGGGGUGGAGCUGACAGACUGUUCCCCGGCAACCAUCCAGAGCUUUGAGGACCUCCGGGGGGCUUUCCUGGACUCCCUGAGGAGGGGGCUGUGGGACUCCUUCCCAGGUCCCUCUCUGGACAUUGUGGCUGCAUUUGCUUCCGUCUUUGACUCUCGGCGAUACCCACAGUCCUUGGAAGAGCUCGGAGCCCAUGGGGAAGGAGCUCUUAGGUUACUGCUCCAGGCCUAUGCCCCUGUAGUGGUUGGUGAGAGAGCACUGAGUGACUUCCCCCUCUUUAAACGCAUUGUCUUCAGUUUGGGCCCACUGGGCCCACGGGACCUCUGCUGCAAACUCGUCUGUGCCCACUCGGAGCUGCACGAGCUCUUUCCUGACUUUGCCAUCCUGGCCUCGUUAGUCUUGGUCCUGCCCGCUGGUGCCAGCCUUCUUGACAAGGUUGCCAGGAGCCGGGAGCUUCGGUGGUGGGACCAGGGAAAGGGAGAGGGAGGCGACAUCCAGGGGAGCCACGUUGUGAAGAUUGCAGUGGAUGGCCCCCCACUCCACGAAUUCGACUUUGCCUUGGCCAUCGAGUUGUUUGAGAGUGGAGGUGGUGGGGUGGAAUUUUUGGGCACACAGAUCAAAUGAGGAGAUACCCUUUUCAUAUCUUAACUGGGUUCUCUCUUGUGUGACUAUGGAUUCCUAGACGGGAUUUUGACCCCUCUCGACAGGGGAGAGAGACUUUCCCCUGACUUGGAUAACUUUGUCCUAUAUUCCUUCCUGUUGUUAAUUUGUCACUCAGUGUGCCCUUAUACCAACCCAGCCUUGCUGGGGCUGGGAAUGGGGAGGGCUGAGGAGAAGCUCAGCAAUUUUAGUUCAGGAAUAACUUGGUAAGGAGUCGAAAGAGGAAAGCUAGGGAGGCUGGGGAGGGGACUUAGGCAUAUUUAUUGUGCUUUUGUCAUUUCCAGAGUUUUGUGCUAAACACAGUGGUGUUUUUGUUCCCCAUUCCCCUCGGACUUGGUAAAAAUUUUCAUUGAUGUAUGAACAUUAAUAAUUGGAAAUAGGAGGGGGCAGCUAGAUGGCACAGUGGAUAAAGCACCGGCCCUGGAUUCAGGAGGACCUGAGUUCAAAUCCAGCCUCAAAUACUUGACACUUACUAGCUGUGUGACCCUGGGCAAGUCAUUUAAUCCUCAUUGCCCCACCCAAAAAAAAAAUGGAAAUGGGAAAAGAACCUAGUCUUCCUAAUGGGGGAUGGGAGGGAAGAUAAUCUUGUCUACCUAGCUCUGAACCUUUGCUUUUGUCACUGUCCUUUUCCCUCUGGGAGCUAGCAAAUUUGGGGCAUCAUGCGUGGCAAAAGGAAAGAGCAUGGGACCCAGAACUGGGAGACCUGAAUGAAUUAUAGUUCUGUCUCUGCCCUUAACUCAACCUUGCGCAAGUCACAGCUUCUCUCUGGGUCUUACUUUCUUCCUUUUUCUAAAAUGAGGGAGUUGGAUCAGGUGAUUUCUAAGAUUGCUCCCAUCUCUGAUUUGCUCUUCAUCCUUACUAUAGCACAAUGCCUUCAGAGUUAGCCAGAAGUGGGUCUUUUCAGAAGUACAGGAAAGCCGAAAGACUUAGGGAGGUCCCUAUCUUUACCACCCCCUCCAGGAUGUCCAAGGACAUCUGUGUACAGAAAGGUGGACAUAAACAUAUAAAUAUAUACACAGAUAUAUUAAAUAAAUCUCUUAUCUUUUAUAGAAUUUGAGAUAAUGCUCGCAAAGAGGAUUUGGGUUUCUGGUUUGGUUUUUUUGCUAUGAUAUGGACCAAAAAAGUUCCAAGUAGAACAAAUUCCUCUCUCUUUUCUUCCUCUUAUUAAAGUUUGGUUGCUAUCCAAGCUCCCUUAUCUUCAGUCCAACCCCCUUAAGACCAAAGAGAGUGCAAAAUCAUAAUUGCUGCUCUAAUUCAACCUCACCUAAGCAGAUAUAUUUUUUCCAUUUCCUUUUCUUUCAUCCCUUCCCCAUUCUAGUUCUCCGCACACACAUGCACACGCAUGCACACCCAUUCCUAUAGGGCAAGUGAUAGGAGGGGAUAUCCUCUCCAUUGCUUGGUUGAGUACCCUUUCACCAUGGCUGACACAGCUGCUUCCUCCAUCCCUCUCCAGAAAAAGACCAACAGAGCAGAGUACCCCAGGUCCCAUCUGAGGGCGUCAGCUGACUGGUAGUAGUAGGGUAGGGAAGCCAGACAGGUUAUAAACUGUUAUGUCAGUGAGUGUCAUGCGUUCUCUCUGCCUUCUCCCCUGCUGCUUCCUGUGGGACCAGAGAUGGGGCGGAGGGGGGCGGGGUCAGUAAUGAUCUUUCCCCACCUCCAACCUUCCACGAGUCCAGCACCUUGGAACACAAUAAAACAGAACCAUCCCAACUCCUGACUCCCAACGUUCUGCAGUCUCUGGUGGUGUGUGGGUGUGUGUGUGUGUGUUGGAGGGACCCAGGUGGGCUGUCCCCUCUUUCUUUGACAAGGCUCUUUUCCUAGCUGGGGAUUCUGGUCCUGCUGCCUCCUAGAACCCCAUCAGAAGCCCCUUCUUUUUCAGAGAUGAUCUUCUGGGUGGGGUAGUCCCUCAGCCUGCCCAGAGGGGCCUCCUGUGGUUGGAGGGAGAUCUCCACAGCUAUCCCUCGAGGCUCCUUCAGUGUACUCCCUAUUCCUCUCCUGGGCCCCAGUACUAGGGUCUUCCAUCUCUGCCAGACUAGCAGUUCUUCCUGCUCUGAUCCCCCUCUCUCCUAACUUCUUCCUGCGUUUUGCCUCUCCUCUCCCCGCUGCCCCACGAUGUAAGUGAAAGGCCCUGUUGCUCAACCAUUUGGCCCCAAAGACUUCCUCCGUUCAUGGGCCUAAGAAUGGGGCAGGCCUUGGCCAAUGCCAUAUUUGCCCACUUACAAGAAAAUGCAGAUGCUGGUGCAUGACCCAUAUCUCCAGGUAGUUGAUGUGGGGAGAGAAGGCCUGGAGUUUCCUCUAGGUCAUCUUGUAAAGGAGAGGAGAUUUAUAUCCCAGCUGGUGAACCUUCUAUUGUCCAUCAUUAGGGUGUUGUCAUAGGGUUUAAAGAAUCUGGGAGGAGAAUGAAGGAAUGAAGG
Molecule: messenger RNA, 5320 nt
Organism: Dromiciops gliroides (monito del monte)
Lineage: Eukaryota; Metazoa; Chordata; Mammalia; Microbiotheria; Microbiotheriidae
Gene: ZNF385C
Product: zinc finger protein 385C
Exons: 3
Coding region: 816-2870 (684 amino acids)
Cellular component (GO): nucleus
Molecular function (GO): zinc ion binding; nucleic acid binding
Source: RefSeq, a predicted model, not a curated record